This is a messenger RNA of Brenthis ino (lesser marbled fritillary), 4221 nucleotides long. The record is from the annotation of a GenBank genome assembly. NCBI's taxonomy places the organism in Eukaryota, Metazoa, Arthropoda, Insecta, Lepidoptera, Nymphalidae.
AUGGAAGCUAUAAAAAAGGGACUAGCAGAUCGCAGCGGAAAGAAGAAUGGACUCUACGUACAUUAUAGUCCGCCAAAAUUGUUAGGCGUGUCAUCAGAGCAGCUUCGUCAUUGGGCACUCAGUGCGGUGGAUUGUAAGCUGGAGCGCGCGGUCCUCGCGGGACAGGGCCGUCGCCUCCUCGCUGAGGCAGAGGCCUUACCACUUGCCAGGCGCAUAGUUGCUCUUAUAGACAAAUGCAAUGCACUGCACGCUGCUGUUGAAAAGGGGUCCCUCUUAGAACUGCAGGAGCUGCUGAACUGCGACUACAAUCGUCAUAAGUACGUAAUGUGCUUAGAUGAAGCCGGUGUUGGGUUGUUGCACAAAGCAGUGUUCUACAAUUUUACAGACAUCGUGGCAUGGCUGGUCAACCACUAUCCACAACUUGUUCAUCAGAAAGAUUCACAAGGUCGUACGCCACUCCACUACACAGCAGCCUGUCGGGACGAGGCAUUGGUGGUGGGUGUGCUGGAGCGGGCGGGGGCGGCCCGGGGCGCGCGGGACGCGGCCGGCCGCACACUCGCGCACUACCGCUCCGCGCGCACUCUGCUCGCAUUGCCCGACUCGACCAUGCCGCGCCCCGCAGGGUUGGUCAUAAAACGACACAACAUACGAAUAUGGUGUCACGAGUGCGACAUGGGUCGCCUACAGAAAGUAGUGUGGGAGGGACAGGGAGCGAGACUCCUCAGCGAGGUCUCCAGCCAGCCUAUUGUCAAGAAAUUUCUAGAAGCUGUUCCAUAUAUUAUGAACACUAUCCGUGAUAUCCACAACGCAGUCAUUCAAAACGAUCUGGAAACUCUUAUGAAAUUGACAGCAGACCCAGUUCCACCACAAGCCUUGUCAAGCAGAGAUGCAAACAACUUGACAGCUAUGCACAAAGCCGCCGGUCUAGGCCACGGCAGUAUAUUAAAGUACAUCAUAGAGAGAUAUCCCCAAGGUAUAAAUGACGUAGAUAACGACGGACGAACACCCUUACAUUACGCCGCAGUAGUUAAAGAUGAACAACACACUUUCAAUACUCUUCUCAGCUCUGGGGCCGAUGAAAGCGCAGUCGAUAAUAAAAACAAAACCCCAGCGUAUUAUAUAAACAGAACCCAAGAUAUUGAUAAAAAUAUCUUCAAAGUAUUGCCAGAAGCUCCCAGAACCCCUUCUAGUGCUUAUCCUUCUUCAUGGGAUUGGAAAAUAUUAGAUACUGACUUUAUAGGAGAUUUUAAAAAAUCUAGAAAGAAACACUUGAAAGCAUCAAGUGAAAAUAUAUCAUCUAAAAAUAAUACUACUACUAUAUCAGACAGCGUAGAAAAAAAUAAUGGUGAUAUGAAAAAUAGUAGCACGCAUGAGUUAAUCAGUGGUUUACCAGAUUUGAAUGAUAAUGAAAAACCUAAUGUAAUUGACAACAAUAUGUCUAACGAAAACGAUACAAUAAAUAAGGAUACUACACAAGUUGAAGACGCCACAAAAAAUAAUGAUGAAGAAGAUAUUAAUGAAGACGUUGAUAAAGUACAAACUGAAAAAGAGACUGAAAUAGAUGAGAUUCCUGUAACAGAACAAAUUCUCCCUAAAGAGACUGAAAAUAUAGAAGAAGCAAAUAAUGCAGAAAAAGUAAAUCAUGAGCACAUAAAUGGUGAUCUUGAUAAAGAGGAUCAGAGUGAACCAGAGCAAAUUCUAGCUGACACUUUAGAUAAUAAUAAAGAAAAAACUGAAUUAAAGCAAAGUAAUAUCAAUGCAGUAAAUCAAGAUAUUCUUGAUAACAAAAAUAGUCAAGAAGAAGCUAAUGUAACAGAAAAUGUGAAUGAAGGUAAUAAUGAGCCGAAAGAAAUUAUUAAUGAUGAAGAUAAAAAUAAUCAAAAUGCAGAUGAAAAUGAAGAUUUAAAAAAUGAAGAAGAUAAUGAAGAUGGAGAUGAUAAUAAUAAAGACGAAUCGAUCGUCAACGAUGCACCUGACAGCUUAGAAAUAGUUUCACAACUAGACAAUGAACAAGAAGGAAAACAAGAAAGCGUUGAUGAGAAGACCAAUACCGAUGAUGAUGAUAAACAAGAUCUUGGCAAUAAAAAAAGUAGACGUGAAACCAAAGAAACUGACCAAAAUGUGGAUGAGCACAGAACGACUUCACAUGAAGGAAACAACGGGAGAAAUGUUCACGAAAAUCCCAUAGAAGGUAUUAUAAGCAGUGAAGCUGAACUUGAGACAGAAGACGCCAGUAUUAGAGAUGGCUAUCACAACGACAUAUUAAUCGUAGACAAUGAAAUAGAUCCAGAAGUAACAGAUUUGAUAAAUACAGCAAAUAUGGAAAUGCUAGCCACUUUAGUUUUAAAUGGAGAAGGGUCAAGGUUGAUUGGACGACAGUCAAGAAAUACUGAAUUACAAGCGUUUUUGAACAAUGUUCCAAAUUAUAUGGAAAAAAUUAACAAAGUUCAUAUAGCUGCAAGAGAAGGGAAUAUAAGAGAUUUACAAGCUGCUUUAGAUCGCAGGAAAUUUGCGAUUGCGAGAGACCCUAUUUCUGCCAACGGCGCUACACCUUUACACGUUGCAACUGUAUAUGGAAAAACGAAUAUAAUGAAAUAUUUAGGAGGAAGAUUUCCUGAAACUUUGUCAGCAGUAGAUUUUGAAGGUAGAACAGCUUUACACUACGCUGCAGUGUUACCAGAUAAUGGCCAUUAUUAUAAUAUUUUGCAACAAUUGGGAGCCAAUUCAAAAGACUUGGAUGAUAACGGUCGUUCAACUGAGGACUACUACAAAAAUCCUACCUUAUUUCCAUUUAGACAACUAUUAACAGAUUUUGGAAUAAGUGAAGAGACCGCGACGAUAAUGUUUGCUGAUAAAGUGCCAGAUGACCGUGUUUCGUCCCGACGUACUUUAGAUAUACCUGAAACUUUGGAUACAUUAGAAAGAUGCUAUAGACUUUUAGCAUCGGCAAGACCCACAAGAACACCUUUAUCUGCUUCUUCUAAUAAAGCUACUCCACCGCACGUGCUAGGAAGAUUUCUUAAUAAGCAGAUAUUUGAAUUGAUUAAAUACAGAAUUACCAAAUUAGACCAUAAUCUGUUCGACGUCAUAUGGCCAGCAGUUAAAAAGUUGCCUGAUACUAGAAAUAUUUUGCAAACAGUCGAAGAAGAUUUUCCGGGUGGAGUAACAGCACCUGAUUAUUAUGUUUACGAAGUAUUCACAGAAUUUUUAACGCCGCUGAUCAAAGAUCUACAUAACAUAAAUAUAAGUUAUGAUUUGCCAGACCAUCCUAUUUCUGAUUUUAUAAAGAAUACGCCGUUAUCAGAUCCUUCAGAACCCUUAGUUGAAAUAAAUAUCGAUCCCAACGACGAUUACGUGUUAUCAGGCACUAUGGAAUGUUCUAGAAACUUAGAUGGAUUUGAACUCCCACUUAAUCUUAAAAUCGGUAAACUAGAAUAUAUAGAAAGAAUUAUAACAACCAUUUUGAUGAGAGAAGAUUUUGCAAGGAUUAUAGAACAACUUAGUCCCGAGUCGGACCAAAAAGGUGGAACUUAUUAUACUUUGAAUGAAGUAUUGGAAAAACCUUCUGAAAUAUCUGCUACAUUGGCGUCGACUGGACUGUUAAUACCUCUUUGCGAACGUAAUGAGAUCGAUGAUAGCAGUCGUCUCCACGGAAAACACUGGCCUUAUGGACGUGGUGUUUUCGUUAGUGACGAUAAAACUGUCGCUAUUUGGAUUAAUGUCCAUGAUCAUUUACGAGUACUCACUACUACCCCUAUAGAUGCACCCGGAGAAAUUGGUUUAACUUUUAGUAAACUCUCCUAUAUCAUGACGUACUUGCAUGAAAAACUUGAUUUCGUUUGGAAUCAUAAGCUUGGUCAUUUAUCUUGUAGACCGACAUUUUUAGGGGCAGGCAUUCGAUUUAGCCUUAUCGUAAGCUUUCCUGGCUUAGCAAAAGAUUCUGAUAACAUGAAACACUUAUGUGCCAUGAGAGGAUUACAAUAUAGAGAGACAUUGAGCGCAGAUAUUGCUAGAGUUAGCAAUUAUCAAUGUUUAAAUGCAACAGAAUCAAAUUGUUUUAACGAUUUUGUUACAGCAACAUCUAAUUUAUUGCAUUUAGAGAAAGAAUUAUCAAUGCAAGAUUCUGCUCAUAUUGCCACCAUGCUAACCAAUAUAUUCAAAAGAAAAAGAAGCAGCUUAGCUGAUAUUCACGAUCCUAUAGAUAGAAUUCAAGAAAAACAA